GUUCGAUGCAACCCGAUUUUUUGUAUGCCCGCAUAAGUGAUCAUCUUUUAUGAACUGUCAAAAAAAAAGUUCAUCUUUGUUGAGUCCCGAUAUUCGGAUCGAAUAUCAUUCGGUUCUACUUUUUCCAAUGUGAUUUGGUUUAUUGGAUUCGAUUUUCAAGCUUUUGAAUACUAGUCUGAUACUGAUACCAGUCAUAGUUUUGGUUGAAUACUUGAAUGUACUCUCAUUUUCUCCAACCCGGUCCGGCUCUUUUCACCGGGUACCAUCUUGUGAUUCCUGAUGUUCAUUGACACUCAUAUUUUUACGUUUUUCAUACACUUGCGUACAUUCCGUAAUUCUUUUGUUCACCCUCUUGCUCAAAACCUAAACCAGAAAUCUAAAACUUUGCACAAGAUACAUUCAUGGAGAACCAAGGCGAUGAGAAUCGCGUUGACAUGGAAAUCGAUGAAAUACCCGAUGAAUUCCAGUGCUGUGUUUGCCUGGAACUUCUCUACAAGCCUGUCGUAAUUGGGUGUGGACACAUUGCUUGUUUUUGGUGUGUAUAUAAAUUCAUGAAUUUUCAUAUGGAUUCAAGCUGCCCAGUUUGUAGGCAUCAGUUUCAUCAUUUCCCCCGUAUCUGUGGAAUGAUGCAUUUCUUGCUUUUGAAGCUGUAUCCUUUGUCAUAUAAAAGAAGGGAAAUACAGGUGGCAGAAGAAGAGAAGAAAACAGGGUUUAUGUCUCCACAGCUUGAUGAUGAUACAUCAGAAGCUUGUAGCCAGGAGCUUGUUGUCAAAGGCCCAACUUUACCACUUUCUCUUGGGGGUUUGGGAAGAUCCAGUUCUCGAAAAGGAGAAGCUUCAUUACUUCACGACUUGUCUGAAAACACCGGAGGCGGAAAUAAGACUGAAAACACCAAAGGCGGAGAUAAGUUUAUUGAGCAAAAUGAUAAACAUUGGCUUUUAGCCUAUUUAAAGUGUGGGGUAUGCAAAUUGUUGCUAUGCUGUCCAGUUGUUCUAAAUUGUGGUCACGUUUAUUGUGGAGCUUGUAUCUUCAACCAAUGUGAUAAGUUGUGUAGAUGUCCAGUUUGUCAAACGGAGCACCCAAAUGGGUACCCACGUACAUGUUUGGUUAUUGAGCAUUUUAUUACAGAGCAAUUUCCAGAGGAGCAUGCAGCAAGGAAAAGGACUUACCUCCACAAAUCUGAUUCUGAAUCAACAAGUGGAACAAAAAUGAUAAAAAAUGUCCAAUCUUCCUCAGCUCAUGCCCGUGAUAUCAGAUCUUGUUUACCAGGGGAGAAACCUGUUCAUCAUUCAGUUGGCUGUGAUUACUGUGGGAUGACUCCAAUCAUUGGGGAACGGUACAAAUGCAAAGACUGCAAGGAAAAGAUGGGCUUUGAUCUGUGCGGAGAAUGUUACAGAAAUAGUUCAUCCAAUCUUCGCCCUGGCAGAUUUAAUCAGCAGCACACAGCAGACCAUAAAUUUAAUCUUAUGCAACCACUUCAAUUUAUAAAUGGCUCUUUGGGAACGGGCUCCCCUCCAUAUGAUCCAACAGGGGAGAGCUAUCCUUCAUCCCCUCCAUAUGAGAUGAGCUCUCCCGGCGGCCCCUAUCCAUAUGAUUCAACUGGGGAUUUCUAUCCUGCAUCCCCUCCAUAUACUCCACCGUUGGACCACUAUCCUUCACCCGUUCCAUCCCUUCCAUAUACUCCACCAUUGGACCACUAUCCUUCACCCCCUCCAUCCCCUCCAUACGAGAUGAGCUCUCCCGGCGGCCCCCAUCCAUAUGAUUCAACGGGGGAGUACUAUCCUGCGUCCCCUCCAUAUACUCCAACGGUUGACCACUUUCCUUCACCCCCUCCAUCCCCUCCAUACGAGAUGAGCUCUCCCGGCGGCCCCCAUCCAUAUGAUUCAACAGGGGAGUACUAUCCUUCAUCCCCUACAUAUUCUCCAAUGGGGGGUCAUUAUCCUUCACCCCCAUCCCUAUGAGAUGAACUCUCCUAUUUUUUUAACAUCUGAUCUAGUGAGUACCCAAGUUAACAGUGCAUUUGGUGAAAUUUCUUAAAAUGACCUGUAAGAUUCUGCUCCGGACAACAGAAUGGGCAGUGCGUAUUUGUCAAAUUCCUCUUGUGAGAUGGUGCAUGGGAGUAUCCCACACUGUUAAUUUGGUACUGGUUUUCUCCACCCUCUUAAGAAGCUAUGAAGAAAUCAUAAUUAAAAUCAUUUUAUUUUAAAU
Cuscuta epithymum is the source of this 2208-nucleotide messenger RNA. Lineage: Eukaryota; Viridiplantae; Streptophyta; Magnoliopsida; Solanales; Convolvulaceae. The record is from the annotation of a GenBank genome assembly.